AUGGCUUCCACCUUCCAUCUCUCAACUCCCUUCUCUCAACUCCACCCUCUCAAACCCAAACUCCAUUUCACCAAUCCCUCCCUCUUCCUCCUCUCCAAAACCCAUAACAAUCUCAAACCCAUUCACCCUCGAAAAUUCACCAUCAACUCCACCGACAUCUCAAACGAAGAACAACAAACUUCACCCGACUCCGAAAAGCUUCGGUUGGAAGAGAAAUUCGCUGUGUUGAACACGGGAAUCUACGAAUGUCGUUCAUGUGGUUACAAAUACGAUGAAGGUGUAGGUGACCCUUCGUAUCCCAUUCCACCUGGCUAUCAGUUCGAGAAGCUUCCGGAGGAUUGGAGAUGUCCUACUUGCGGCGCGGCGCAGAGUUUCUUUGAGAGUAAAAGUGUUGAGAUUGCUGGCUUUGCUCAGAAUCAACAGUAUGGACUUGGUGGAAAUUCUCUUACUUCUGGUCAGAAAACUGUGCUUAUUUAUGGUACUUUGUUGUUUUUCUUUGCACUUUUUCUUAGUGGUUACUUCAUACAAUAG
Molecule: messenger RNA, 531 nt
Organism: Vicia faba (fava bean)
Lineage: Eukaryota; Viridiplantae; Streptophyta; Magnoliopsida; Fabales; Fabaceae
Source: the annotation of a GenBank genome assembly